GAGCCUGGGCUGCGACUUGAAAGACUUUAGGCAGCAACAGAGUGACCCUGGGGGUGCUCUUGACCGACAGCCGCACCUCCGGCGUCUAGGACCUCCGAGCAGGGAUGCAUCUGGGGGUCUAGGGAAGCACUUCCACCCCCUCCUCUCCUCAACCCUGGCAGGAUGGUUUCCCAGUCCCCUAAAGACAUUCACGGAUGGAUGAGAGGAGCUGACACCUCCCGCUCUGUGACCACUUUCUCUUUGGCCGUGGAGGAAGUCUUGCUGCCCCUGGCUGUGACAUCUGACCCCAGGCCCUUUAAUCAACAACUCCCAGAGCCUCCAGACCCAAGAUGUGUUUUGGAACCUCAGGACAAUCCUGAACUGGCACCUGCCCUGGUGUGUGCCCUUUGCUGCUGCUUUGGAAUCAUCUACUGCUGCUUCAAUGAGGGCAGGCUGUCAGGAGCGCUGGUGAGCUUCCUACUGUGCCACAAGGUGCGGGUGCUGGAGACACAGCUGAGCCUGGAAAUGAGAGUGGGCAUCGCCGUGGUCAUCAUGCUCCUCUGUGGUGUGGUCACCAUGUUGGUUCACUGUGUUGGGCUCUUAUUGACUGGUCUCCUGCUAGGCCUGACCUUGGGUGCCAGAGCCCUGCUGGCUUCUGAGCCUAUCUACCAACCACCUUCAGCCUGGGUGCCAGCUGGGGGGCUGGUGGGGCUGGCACUGCUGGGAGCCCUGCUCACACUUCGGUGGCCACGUCCAUUCACAGUUCUGGGCACAGCCCUGCUGGGUUCUGCAGUGCUUGUGGCCUGUGUUGACUACUUCCUGGAGGGGCUGGCACUGGGCAGUCGGCUGGGCCAACGCCUGCAGACACUUCCAGCCUUGCCUUCUCUCUGCUGAUAUAGCUGGGUCUUACUGGGGAUCUGGCCAGCCUUGGGGACCCUUGGGGCCCUGGCCCAGUGGAAGCUUGUGCCUGAGGAACAUGGAGGCCACGCCAAUGUGGUCUUAAGCCACCAGCAAAACCAUCUCCAACUCCUUCAGACCCUUCAGCAAAAGGCCAAAUGGCACUGGAUCCCCUCUGGGGUGGGGCUUUGUGAGGGCAGCUGUCGGCACCAGCUCCCUGCCAAUACCUGCAGCCCUGCUGACAGUCUCGCUCCAAGUUACUUCCAGAGUCUUCAAGAGUGCCAACUGGGACCAGGACCCCAGGCCACAGCCCCCCACACCGUCCUGGACCUGGAUUCUGACUGUGGUUCCACUGUACCCCUCACCUUAAUCUCUGGUUAACCAGACCUGAGCCUAGACUUCCACUUUUUCCUUCACCCCUGUGAGGGCCUGGGAACACUAGGUGGGCAGGGUUUGAGCCCACAGGACCUGCACACAAACUUCCCCACCUCUUGGACUUGGGGACAGGAUCUGUGCCUCAACCCAGACCAGCCUUGUAGGGAUAUGUUCCAAGAAUAGAGAAGAGUCUUAUGGGGAAGGGGGAGGAAGGGAAGUAUGAAUAUUUACCUCUGACCAAUAAUAGAGGUGCCCUGGUCCCCAAAGAAACUGACUCCCGAAUUCCCUCCAAGCCUUACCCAUAUAGCUUUUUUUUUUUUUUUUUGAGACAAGGUCUUGUUCUGUCCAGUACCGUGGCGUGAUCACAGCUCAUGACAACUUUGAUUUCCCCGGCCCAAGCGAGCCUUUCAUUCAGCCUCCUGAGUGGCUGGGACCACAGACGCCACACACAGCUAAUUUUUAUUUGUUCGUUUUUAUUUUUUUUGCAGAGACAGGGUCUCCCUGUGUUGCCCAAGCUGGUCUUGAACUCCUGGGCUCAAGUGAUCCUCCUGCUUCAGCCUCCCAAAGUGCUAGGAUUACAGCCACCGCACCUGGUCUUGAAAUAGCCUUUUAAAUAUCUACCUCAGUGCCUCACAGUGGUAAAAAUAAGCGUUUUUUUGUUUUGUAGGAUCAGGGAGCUUCCAAGGCAUUUGAUAGCUUUUUGAUGGGAAGAAGGGCUCUGAGGAGCUCCAAGAUACUCCAACCUCCAGGCCCUUCAUUAGAGGGUAGUUGGGUUUCUGUUUGGCCUUUCCCCCUGGGCCCCAUAGGCUUAAACUACCCCGCCACCUCCCCGCACCUCCUACCUCAGCUGGGAGCACUAUCUUCCAUGGUGCUUCCACUUCUCUCCUCAACCUGGGGAAGACCACAGGGCAGUGCCUGCCUCAGGACCUGCCUUCCCCAAAAGCUGGCUUCUUGCUCCAAGGAGAGAGCAUUGGCCCGCCUGCCAGAGUCUUGCCUUUUGCCCAAAAGGAGCCUGGUCUUCAGGGCUGCAUAGGAGACAAGUGCCUUCUCUGCUUCUCACUGUGGGUGGCACUAAUUUCCUCCUUAACCAGAACUUUGUUCCUGCCACUAACCCACUCUAACUCUUCCCCCUCUGACUCUCCUGCCCAAGGUCUGUUCCUGGUUUCCCAGAUGCAUAAAGGAAGACAUAUCCGUCCCCUGGGCAGCAAGGCUACAAUGGGAGGGAGGGAGGGAGAACAUGGGAGCCUGUGAAUAAAAUGGCAUUAAAUACUGAA
Pongo pygmaeus (Bornean orangutan) is the source of this 2525-nucleotide messenger RNA. RefSeq names its product transmembrane protein 198-like. The record is from RefSeq and is a predicted model, not a curated record. Lineage: Eukaryota; Metazoa; Chordata; Mammalia; Primates; Hominidae. Gene Ontology annotation, biological process: positive regulation of canonical Wnt signaling pathway. Gene Ontology annotation, cellular component: plasma membrane; cytoplasmic vesicle.